AUGAAUCGUAUCAAGGAUUUGACUGCUGAGAAACAGGCGUGGCUUUUGAAUGCUGUGAAAUCACGGAAGCUCACGCUUGGCCAGGGCAACGACGAAAUGAAUAAAACUCUCAUCAGGAUGGACGGGUCGAUUGGAAACUGCAGCUCCAUGCACCAGCUUAGCAAUGAUGAACAGCUCAGGCUACUCAACGCAGUGAAAAACCGAGAGCUCACCAUUGAUCAGGCCUGGCAAGUUGCUAAAGGUGGCAAAUUGACAUUUCAAGAACCAGGAAAACCAGAUAAAAUACCUGAAAAUACACAAUACAACUUUUCUGUCUACAAAUAUAAUCGAUACAGGAGGCAGAAGAGAGUGUUGAUGAUUGAAUAUAAUUCAAGGAUUUUGUGUAACAUUGAGAAAGGUAUUAUUAAGAAACAGUUUCCAUUUAAAUGUAUCAAAUCAUGUGAACAUAUUGAAGGACAGAAGAUCAGCAUUUCCUUUUUAGCACACCGUGAUUAUGAACUUGAAGCGACUUCUGCUGAAGAUAGAGUAAAGAUCAUUCAGCUUCUGAACCAAAUCAUUCAAAAUAACAUUUAUGAGACCCAUCAGAUGCAGGAGAGUGGCACUUACACCCCACAGCAAGAGACUGGGGUCAUAAAAGAGGGUCAAUUAGAAUUGCAGAAAGGAGGCCUUGCUUCAGUAAAAUGGAACAGGUACAGUGUGCAGUUGCGUAAAGGGGAGUUAUCUUUUCAGCGCCUUAAUGUUACUGAAGUCAGUGAGCAGUUGAGUUUGACUCCAAAUGUGAUCUAUUUCUCGGAUGGUAAUGCAAGUGUACACAAGGAGGUGGGAAGUGGGUCCUUCACUGUGAUCACAAAGAAAAACUGCUACUUAUUUCGAAUACCAUUUACUGACCAGUUAAAAAGUGCAGAAAAUGUAACAAGGUACCGGGAUGAGUGGAUUGAUGCUAUUGACAAGUGCUGUUUACACUGGAAACGUUUAUCGCAAGCACAGCUUGUAGCAGAAGACGAUCUAGUUGGGGUUAUACAAGAUAUACCAUUCCCAAAGGAACCUGCUGAUCAAACUGCAUUAAACCAACUUGACUUACCUGCAAACUCAAACCAGGAAGAGGAAAAAGAACAAAAAGAGGAUGAUAGGAAAGAGGCAGAGGAUGAAGAAGGAACCGAACUGGCUUCUCCAGUUACAAAAAUGGCCCCAGGAUCACCUUUGGAAACAGUCGUUCUUCCUCCAGUGACCCAAAGUCUUCCAGCUACCACACCAUUACUCCUUCCUCCGUCAGCACCAGCUAUUCCUGUACCUCCUCCAUUUCCGAUGAAAAAAUCAACUAGUGUAGUAAAGAAGACUAAAGCAUUCCAUUGGGAUGUCAUUGCCCCAGAAAAGAUUCAGAAAUCUAUCUGGGGACAGAGCAAUGCGGCAAAGAUACAAUUACAUCAUCCAAGGCUUCUUGAGCAGUUCUCUACCCAAGAGAUCCCAAUGCACUCAGUUAAUGACUUUUCAGCCCAUCAACAAAUUCUUUUGAAUCAAAAGGUUGCUCACAACUUCAGUAAGUUUAAGAUCUCUGAGUAA
Rhincodon typus (whale shark) is the source of this 1560-nucleotide messenger RNA. RefSeq lists its product as uncharacterized. NCBI's taxonomy places the organism in Eukaryota, Metazoa, Chordata, Chondrichthyes, Orectolobiformes, Rhincodontidae. The coding region runs from base 1 to 1560 and encodes 519 amino acids. The transcript has 8 exons. The record is from RefSeq and is a predicted model, not a curated record.